This is a messenger RNA of Chenopodium quinoa (quinoa), 1653 nucleotides long. RefSeq names its product protein MAIN-LIKE 1-like. The transcript has 2 exons. Lineage: Eukaryota; Viridiplantae; Streptophyta; Magnoliopsida; Caryophyllales; Amaranthaceae. The record is from RefSeq and is a predicted model, not a curated record. Bases 1 to 1653 code for a protein of 550 amino acids. Gene Ontology annotation, biological process: meristem maintenance; meristem development.
AUGUACUCGUCGGGUAGAGUGCCUGUAUCUGACGAUGAGGACGACGAGCGAGCUAGUCAUGCUAGUCGAGAUUCAGAGUAUGACCCUCAGGAUUAUCGUACCGUGUAUAGGGCUCAGCAUGGGGGAUUUGUUGGUAGUAGUGAGCCAGGGCAACCUUCUACCAGCUCCUCAGAGACGUGGGUAGUACAGGAGCCGAUGCCAGGUGGGCCUGAGGAUGGUACUGUUAUUUCUAGCUUUGGGGGUCACGUGGCUGCAUAUAUAUGGGCUGGGCGGGAGCGAAAUGUUCUGCGGUGUUUGAGCAGGACACAGUUGUGUACUGAAUUGGGUAACUGGCGCGCUCGUCUUCCGCAGGAGCACCAGGAACUGAUUGAUGGCAGUGGUCUAUCUCACUUACCCGGGAUCAUGUUCCGGCGAUUUGACUGGCCCCUGAUUUCUGCUUUUGUUGAGAGAUGGCAGCCAGACACGAACAUGUUUCACAUGCCAUUUGGGGAGAUCACGAUCAUGCUGCAUGAUGUGUAUCAUAUUCUGGGGCUCCGUGUCGACGGUUCCAUGGUUUCCACUACUCCUAGCACGGACGUUUUACGGGACGCGUGCUCGAUUACCAUGGAUAUGACUGCGGAAGAGCUAAAUGAGAAGGCGGGUACUAAAACUGUAUGGCAGGGUAGUGGGGUGCUCACUGAGAGGAUAAUGGAGUCGACCUUGGAGUCGCAGAGGCCCUUCAGUGUCCAUUACAGGGCGUACUUGUGGUUAGUACUUGGCGGAUGUCUGUUUUUGGACAAGAGUGGCAACCGUACUCAUCCUUCCUUCCUCAACGAGCUGUUUGUUGAGGAUGUUCAGAUUACUGAGUACUCCUGGGGUUUUGCUGUGCUAGCAUAUAUGUAUCGGCAGUUGGGUACAGCAUCACGAAGAGAUGCCGAUUCUAUCGCUGGUUGUCUUACGCUUCUGCAGGCUUGGAUCUACGGGUACUUUUCCUGUUUUCGGCCUCAGCAGGGGACCUUGACCAGAGAGCUUACUGUUCCUCGUGCGUCUGCCUGGGAUGUCGGAUCGGGGUGCCCCAACAAGAGCAUGGAGCGCCUCCUCGCUUUUCAUGCUAGGUUGGAUCAUCUGACUGACAAUGAGGUGAACUGGCUACCGUACGGAGUUGAUCCAGCACGGCGCGUGCCUGCUACUCUAUUCAUUGGCUGCAUCCAGUACCGUAGCAUCAUUGAGCCAUAUAUGCCUGAUCGAGUGGUUCGACAACUUGGAUACGUCCAGGGCAUUCCGCAAGCCAUCAUCAGGCCUGAGAAGGCGAAGAGACCGACGAACUUGAAGAUGUAUCGAAUGGACUUUCCGCCAGAGAUGACAUCUGUGAUGUGGACUCGGUUUGUCCCUGGUGCGUCUUUCACUGUGGUGUUAAGUCAUUUCAGCAGGCUUGGUGGUGGUGCUGCUACGGUCGGUCCUGGUUACAUGCAGUGGCUGUACCGAUUUUCUCAUCCUCGUGUUUCUCCAGUUGCGUCAUCACAUGGGAGUCGCGCACUGCCAGAGAGAACUAACACGGAUUACUGGAUGGGUCGGUCCAUGGAGGUUAUCAACAGGACACUGGAGGAGUAUCCGAGCAUGUCGCGUGAUACGAGGGCAAUGGCUGAGGCGCUACGAGCUGAUUGGAGGGCAUGA